AUGCCGGCAACUCGCCAGACAGCUAGAAAGCAGGCGGAUUCAACUGUAUCAUUGGAACAACAGCAAUUUCGAUUCCCAGAGGAGAGCCAUCUGCUCAUCACCACGCCGCGACAUGUCUUUGCCUGGGAUUCCACCGGAAUGCAGACGAUCUUCAGUAGCCGGCGAGGUAGCAUUGUCGCCGCCAAAGAAGCCAAGGAUGGCUCUGGACUCCUGGCGGUCGCGAGCAGCCAUGUUGUCGUCAUGCACGACACCCAAAGAGGGCAGGAAGAGAGCUGGGGGUUGGAUGCGCCAAACGAGCAAGUUCGACAUCUGGAGUACGCACCGGAUGCCAAAUCUCUUUUCCUAUCAACGACCGCGGAUGGAUCCAUACAGCAUUACAGCAUGGAAUCUUCACGAAUGCUUCAGCCUACUCACAAGCAUGACGCGGCUCCAGUGGCGCUGGCAGUGUCCCCAACAGGCCACUUGAUUCUCUCCGCCUCCCACCAACCUCCGGUUAUCUUUCUGAAGAACAUGACACACAACAGUUCGCCUGUACAGAUGCUGCCAAACGCCUCGGCAGCUUCAGUAUCGCACGCUGCUUUCCACCCUGAAAGGCCAAAUAUCUAUCUGCUCGCGUUUCGAGACGGGACGGUGGCUGCCUAUGAUGCCACAAAGGCACCUCGACAUGGCUCUUCUGAGUCUCGAUCAGUCGUUGAUGGAGAGAUCGCGUCGAUCAGAAAUGUCCAUCGAGCGGUAGUGACCGGGGACGAAGUCUUUGACAAGUCUAAUUUGGCGGCGCCCUUAGCUGGAGCCGCCUUCUUGCCCGGCUUCAAAACGAGAGCAGUGACGGCGGGUCGUGAUGGAAAGUGCAAGCUUGUCGACUUCGCGAGGGGCGGUGUCGUUUUGAGAACCUGGCAUGUCAGGGCACCCUUGACUUCACUUUCAGUUCUGGCCCUCCGAUCUCAGGCAAAGCAGGGAGACACUCGAAAGCGAAGCUCAGCUUCUCACACGAUUGGUGGACCAACAACUACCGACUGUGUUAUUGCGACCAGCCGUGUGGAUGGACAAGUGCAUCUGUACGACAGUGUCGGGUUACUACGUGCGCAAAAGACCGUCAGCGCGCAGGAAGAAAGGAUCUUGAGCGUUGAAUGGGCGAAGGGCCCAGCUCCGAGGUCUGUGGGUACCACACAGACAGUAAGGCGCUUCAGCGAGGAGACAUCAAUUGCAAUACCAGACUCGAGGACAGAUUCUCAACGUCCAAAUACCAUCACAAGCAGCAAGGCAAGUCCACCGAAUUCUGGCACCAGGAGUGAGCUUGGACUUCCUUCCGAAUUGAAACAAAUGUCGAACACAGCACCGAGGAGAUUUACCCUACAUCCUAAUGAGAUGGAUGCGAGUGAAGGUACCGUACGGUAUAUACCCUCUCCUGUACGCGCGCCGCCAGUACCACUCGCAGGCGCAGAGUAUCAUGAUCUCUUCUCGCCGGUGAAGCCAAUGGACCCUGUCUUGAAUAGUCAAGCAACGAGAAGUCUUGCGAAGGAACGGGUAACCAGUCCUGGAAGAAAUCGGCCUCGGCUCUCCAGUCAGACUUUUGUCCACAGCCCAGAGACGAAGCACAAUGGGGAAGACCCGAUGGUCUCUCGAAGUUCCGCUGCCGCUACUUCUACCCACGAUGCGACCUCUGCUGCAAUCAAAGAGCGUCCUCAUCCAGGCUACCCGCCCACACUGAGGCCAUCUCGACAGACUGCUGUGCAUAUGUCCCCGCUUACUAAGACCAAGAGGCACAUCAAGUUCAAGCAUGGUGGCGACGGCUCGACGAAUGUCCGUGGGAAUGGUCCAAUCGCAGCAGUAAAUUCUAACGCGAAAAUUCUUGCCGACCUUCGCAAGCUCGCAACCGGUGGAACUUCGCAACGCAAGCAUGGCACACUGUCGUCCUAUGCAGCUUCUCAACACCGAAUACCAGCCCCGUCUCCGCGGUCAGGAGCUACGCAAGAAGUGGCCCCUCACCCAGUCGACACGGCUAUGAUGGCGGCAGACUCGGACUCAGUCGCGAUGGAGCCAGUCGAUGGAGAUAUCUGGCUCACGUCAGAAUCAGAACCACAACCAAGCCAUGCUCCUCGGCGGCGCAGAAGGAAAGCAACCGCCACAGUAUCUUCGAAUUCGAACUCCGUCUCGCGAACGACUGCCGCUCCAGCAAACACCGCGGCUGCGAUACCCACAGGCAUGACAGCUCCCUCCCAAGUAGACGGCUCUACAGAGGAAGAGAUGUUCGCCACCGCCCCUUCGCGUCUCUCCCCGAACAAUGGCACUUUCUCGCCAGCGUCAGAGGACGUACGAGAACUCUUCCCGAGAUCCUCCUCGCUGUCACCUCGUCAGCGCCGGAGCGCGAAGAGGAAGUCGCCUCUGAAAGAAGCCCAACACACUUCCGUGGCGAUUAAUGGCGCGCUUGGACGUCGACCGGAGAAGAGUCCCUGGGCGCGAGCGAAGGCAGAAAAGGGCGGCAAGUCGGUGCAGGUGCUGGAAGAUCCUCCGACGACGACCAUGUCCGGGGCUUUACCGAGGAGUGAAGAAGGACUGACGUGCUUGAGUUGUCCGGAGACCAAGGCGAGAGUGCAAGCCCUGGAAGGUGAGGUUGCUCAUUUGAAAGGGGAAGUUUUGGCAUUGAAAGCGAUGUUGCGGCGGAAUGGUCUGCCGGUGUCCGCUGGAAUUCGUUGA
This is a messenger RNA of Lecanosticta acicola, 2694 nucleotides long. NCBI's taxonomy places the organism in Eukaryota, Fungi, Ascomycota, Dothideomycetes, Mycosphaerellales, Mycosphaerellaceae. The record is from the annotation of a GenBank genome assembly.